This is a messenger RNA of Aspergillus ochraceoroseus IBT 24754, 669 nucleotides long. Its product is annotated as glycoside hydrolase family 18 protein. The transcript is spliced from 2 exons. The record is from RefSeq and is a predicted model, not a curated record. Gene Ontology annotation, biological process: carbohydrate metabolic process. NCBI's taxonomy places the organism in Eukaryota, Fungi, Ascomycota, Eurotiomycetes, Eurotiales, Aspergillaceae. The annotation marks the transcript as partial.
GGCAACAAAUGCACUAGUGCUUCCCUUGACAGUCACACCAACUUGACUGAAAUCACAAAGUCAAUGGAUCUACUUUGGCGGAAUAAUAUCAACUCUGAUCAGGUCACUCUGGGCAUUGCGUUCUACGCCCGUGCAUUCACAGUAGCAGAUCCUAGUUGCCAAACGGCAGGCUGUGCUUUUGCGUCCGGUUCCAGAAGCGGUAACUGUAGCAUGCAGACCGGGGUUCUCCUGAAUAGCGAGUUCGAUGAGAUCCGGAAAGUAUACGGGGUUAAGCCAACCUUGGAUAAGGAGGCAGCGGUGGAAGUUCUCACCUGGGACAAGGACCAGUGGGCAACCUAUGAUGAUGCAACAACCUUCAAACUUAAGAUUGACUUUGCUAAGCGCUUCUGCCUGGGUGGCAUCAUGGUAUGGGCCGUGAGCCAUGACACCUAUGAUGCAGCCUACUCCUUGAUACUACAGGCCCACAGUCCCUCGAUCAAGCGAUCGCCCAUCAUCAAAUCGCUCGUGACAUAUCAUGACCAGACCGUCACUGUCGUAGAGAAAGCUGAGUCUAAGCAAUGUCGAUGGACCGGUUGCGGUGCUCUUUGUCCUAGUGACCUGGUAACUGUGUACCGCAGCGAUCCUGGAGCCCGCCAUGGGGAAUUGAUGCUUGACGGGACCGGCUGCCCC